Molecule: messenger RNA, 465 nt
Organism: Macrosiphum euphorbiae (potato aphid)
Lineage: Eukaryota; Metazoa; Arthropoda; Insecta; Hemiptera; Aphididae
Source: the annotation of a GenBank genome assembly
AUGCGACUGGGUAAUAGACGAGCGCCCAGCCGGUGUCGACUUGGUGCCCCAAAAUUACCCAUUUCAGUGGGUUUUCUUUCCCCGCUGAUUAUCCCGGAGGCCCUCAGCAAGGGGCCGCCCGUUCGCGUACCGGCCGCGGUGAUACACUCGUCCGUAGACGAACGCACCCCCGGGGGAACCGGGCAAACUCUGCUUUCCCCGUCGAUUCUCCGAGAAGGCCUCGACCCGGCGCCACCAGUCCGCGUGCCGGCUGCGGCGGUGCCCUCGUCCGUAGACGAAACGCACCGCCGGGGAACCGGGGCAAACCGGCGUCUCCGGGCCGCGGCGAGAGCGUCCGCGGUCAACGGGUCUGCUUUCCCCGCUGAUUCUCCAAGAGGGCCUCGGCGGGGGACCGACCGUCCGUUUACCCGCCGCGGUGAUGCAUUCGUCCGUAGACCAACGCAUCCCCGGAGAAAGAAGCGAUAG